Sabethes cyaneus is the source of this 2697-nucleotide messenger RNA. RefSeq lists its product as uncharacterized. Gene Ontology annotation, biological process: DNA integration. The transcript has a single exon. The record is from RefSeq and is a predicted model, not a curated record. The coding region runs from base 1 to 2697 and encodes 898 amino acids. Gene Ontology annotation, molecular function: nucleic acid binding. NCBI's taxonomy places the organism in Eukaryota, Metazoa, Arthropoda, Insecta, Diptera, Culicidae.
AUGGAGCAAGUGAAGUACGUUCACACCAAUGGUGGAUUCGAGAUGUGCCAACUCGUAUCCAAUUCUGGUGAAGUUUUACGUAAACUUGGAGUACCGCAACAAGUUGCAACCAAGAACUUGAGUCUGGACUCGGAAUCGGAACGGGUUUUGGGAAUGUUCUGGGUUCCCAGUAGUGACACAUUUACGUUCAUAUCACCAUCGAAAGCUGAAUUGGCGAGUCUAGACAGUCUAUCGUUAAUUCCUACGAAAAGACAGGUACUGCGGAUAAUAAUGAGUAUUUUUGACCCAUUAGGUUUGAUAUCCCACUACGUAAUCCAUGGUAAAGCCCUCAUGCAGCAUAUCUGGCGAGCUGGGACAAACUGGGAUGAACACAUCCCAGAGCAUUUGCAGGAUAAUUGGAAAACGUGGCAGCAAUAUCUUAAAUGUCUCAAUGAUAUCCAGAUUCCUCGAUGUCUUCUGGGAUGCACUCGGUCAGAUCCAUCCAGAGUAUCGGAACUUCACGCGUUCGUAGAUGCGAGUCGACAAGCUUACGCCUGUGCCAUAUACCUUCGUACUGUAGGAGAAAGUGGAGUUGAGUGUUCCCUCAUCAUAGCCAAAAGUAAAGUAGCCCCAUUAAAGCCCGUAUCCAUACCGAGAUUGGAAUUGCAGGCGGCGUUUAUCGGAGCCCGUGUGAUGGAAAACGUUUGUCAACAGCUUACAAUUCCAAUCAGUAGAAGAAUAUUUUGGUCGGACUCGUGUACAGUGCUUGCUUGGUUGAAUUCAAAUACAUUCCGUUAUCAUCAAUACGUAGCAUUCCGUAUCGGUGAGAUACUAUCCACAACCAAGGUAGAUGAAUGGAGGUAUGUGCCAUCGGCUCAAAAUGUGGCAGACGACGCCACAAAAUGGAAAGCUGGUCCGGAUCUUAGCAAGACAAGUCUUUGGUUCAAUGGACCCAAAUUCCUUCGUUUAUCAGAAACUCAAUGGCCGGCUAAACAAAAACCUCCAGAGACCGCAGCAGAACAAGUACAACACCUUUUCCAUCAUCAAGAAGAGCUACAUGACCCGCUUAUAGAUGUAACUCGCUUUUCAAGUUGGCAUCGCUUGCAGAGGACGACUGCGUACGUGUGCAAAGCAGUAAGACUGUUUAAGAAACCUAACCUCAACGCUAAAUUUCGAGGAAUGCUGACUUCGGAGGAGUUCGCUGAGGCGGAUAAUUUAUUAUGGCGACUGGCACAGAAGGAAGUUUUUCACCAGGAAUAUUCGCUUCUAAAGAUGAACAGCGAUAGAGGGACCGAAACAAUGGUAGACAAAUCAAGUCAACUCUACAAACUGUCUCCGUUCAUGGAUGAGUCAGGGGUCGUUCGAAUGGGCAGCCGUAUUGGGGCUGCGCCAUUCGCCCCAUACGAAGCUAAGUAUCCCAUUAUAUUGCCCAAAAAGCAUCCGAUAACUUUCCUUCUCACUGACAGCUACCACCGACGUCUAUUACAUGCCAAUAAUGAGACAAUCUUCAAUGACAUGAGACAGCGAUUUUACAUCCCUGCUAUGCGACGGCUGAUAAGAAGAGUAGCAAAUGAUUGCCAAAGAUGCAAGAACUUUAAGGCUAUACCUCGGAUUCCCCGGAUGGCCCCGUUACCAAGAGCACGACUGACCCCAUUCGUCAAGCCGUUUUCCUUUGUCGGCAUCGACUACUUUGGGCCGAUGCUGAUCAAGGUAGGAAGAAACCAAGUCAAGCGCUGGGUGGCGUUAUUUACAUGCUUGACCAUCAGGGCGGUACAUAUGGAGGUCGUCCAUUCACUAUCAACGCAAUCGUGUAUAAUGGCAUUUCGACGGUUUAUCGCACGACGAGGCGCGCCCCUCGAAAUAUAUAGUGAUAACGGCACUUGUUUCGUCGGAGCGAGCCGGCAACUGAAAAAGGAGAUGGAAAAGAUCAACGAAAGUUGCGCAGUAACAUUCACUAAUGCACGUACAAAGUGGAUAUUCAAUCCACCCGCAGCGCCACAUAUGGGCGGGCUGUGGGAGAGGAUGGUGCGCUCCGUAAAAACAGCAAUGUUUGCUAUCGAGAACGGAUUGCGACUACCUAACGAAGAGACUUUUGAAACCAUUGUACUCGAAGCCGAAGCAGUUGUCAAUUCACGGCCUCUAACCUACAUCGCUCUCGAUUCCGCUGACCAGGAGGCACUGACACCUAACCACUUUUUACUGUAUGGGACCCAAGGAGUAAAUCAACCAGUACAGAUAGUGAGUCUGCGUAGUGUAUUGAGGGAUAGCUGGAAGUUGGCUCAAUGGAUGAUAGACGAAUUUUGGCGACGUUGGACUAAAGAGUACCUUCCGGUACUAGCUAGGCGAUCCAAAUGGUUUGAGCCCGUGAAACCAAUUCAAGUGGGAGAUAUAGUCAUCGUAGUGGAAGAUACGGCAAGAAAUCAAUGGCUCAGAGGCAAGAUCGUGGAAGUUUUCGUAGCUGCAGAUGGUCAAGGCAGGAAAGCGAGAAUCCAGACGGCGAAAGGGAUCAUUUUGCGACCGUCAGCGAAGAUCGCAGUCCUGGACGUCUUCGGUAGCCCCGGGCCACACGGGUCGGGGAAUGUAACGACUACCACCGGGUCAUCAGCGAAUGAUGGUGCUACCGGGCACUCCCUCGACUGUAUGACAGAUCACGUCAAGAACACCAACCGUAAAAGUGGAAACCAAGAUCAAUUUCCGCCUGAUUACACUCGAGAAUAG